Molecule: messenger RNA, 1088 nt
Organism: Microdochium trichocladiopsis
Lineage: Eukaryota; Fungi; Ascomycota; Sordariomycetes; Xylariales; Microdochiaceae
Product: 60S ribosomal protein L23-like protein
Exons: 4
Coding region: 173-592 (139 amino acids)
Biological process (GO): translation
Cellular component (GO): ribosome; cytosolic large ribosomal subunit
Molecular function (GO): large ribosomal subunit rRNA binding; structural constituent of ribosome
Source: RefSeq, a predicted model, not a curated record
CAAAUUUCCUGGGCCCGGCUCAGAAUUUCGCACCCUGCCCGCACGGCACACCCAACGACCGCCCUUGCGCAAAGUGUAGCUACUCUGGAGAAGUCGCAGCAGCCCAGCAUCACGACGUCCACGCACCACCCAACCCCGACAACAACACGUCACAACACACACAACCGCAGCAAUGGCCAAGACUUCGCGUGGUGCCCCCGGUGGCAAGCUCAAGAUGACCCUCGGUCUGCCCGUUGGUGCCAUCAUGAACUGCGCCGACAACUCUGGUGCCCGUAACCUUUACAUCAUCUCCGUCAAGGGUAUCGGUGCCCGCCUCAACAGACUGCCUGCCGGUGGUGUCGGUGACAUGGUCAUGGCCACCGUCAAGAAGGGCAAGCCCGAGCUCCGCAAGAAGGUCCACCCCGCCGUCAUCGUCAGACAGUCCAAGCCCUGGAAGCGCACCGACGGUGUCUUCCUCUACUUCGAGGACAACGCCGGUGUCAUCGUCAACCCCAAGGGUGAGAUGAAGGGCUCUGCCAUCACCGGCCCCGUCGGCAAGGAGGCUGCCGAGUUAUGGCCUCGUAUUGCCAGCAACUCUGGUGUUGUCAUGUAAAUCUGCAUUUCGACGUUUGGAGGGGCAAAAUGGUUACGGGACGACAUGAUGAGACGGCUUCGGAGGUGCGGCGUACGAACAGAGGAUUCAAACCCAAGACUUGUGGUCGGUCAAUAGAUGCACAACCAUCUUGCGCGUUAGAUUCCCCCCAAAAAGAAACGUCCGCACCAAGAAUUCACCACCAAAAAAACGAAAAAGGACCCAAGGGGAAGACCAGCAGCUCAAAAGCGUGCUAGGCGCAAAGUCUCGCACCAAUAGUAUACCAAGCACAUCAAAACAAUCAGGCAGCAGGAGGUGGCAUCAUGGAAAGGGGGGAAAUGGUGGUGAACCCUUGUUUGUCUGCGUUGGAGGGCAUAAUUUUGAGCUGGACUGGGUCGACCUUUUCUAUUUUUUUAUGUUUGCAUUUCGGCUUAUGGGGCGUACAAUGGUGGCAACACAUUACCAGAAGCAUAGCAUCCUGGUCCUGGACCAAAAUGAAGAACAAAAAACACAAAGA